Molecule: messenger RNA, 1215 nt
Organism: Fusarium redolens
Lineage: Eukaryota; Fungi; Ascomycota; Sordariomycetes; Hypocreales; Nectriaceae
Exons: 3
Coding region: 1-1215 (404 amino acids)
Source: RefSeq, a predicted model, not a curated record
AUGCCAAAUGCUAACGACCACUUCCAUGGCCGUCAUUACCACGCUGAGCGCACAACUGGCCCGGUCAAGUCUCUCAAUCCAACGAAGCGAUAUUUAAUUGCCGACAAAAAGGUACUCAAUGCUGACUCUGGCGCAAGAACGGUUCAAGAGGAGUCGCGACCGGGCGGAAAGAGUCCUGGAGUUGCCUAUGUAUGGAGAAGUCGCGACAACAGAAAAGGGCGGCAUGCGCUGGCCAUCAGCGUUGAUCCUAGAAAACAUGAAGCAACGAAAGGUCCAAGGCCAUCGAAUUCGUAUCACCAGACUUUGCGUGGUAUCUUGAAGAUGUUUGUUAGAUAUCCAGUCUGGGAUGUAUCGUACGAUGUCGCUGUCGUCUUCACAAUAGGAUCGAUUAUCUGGGUCAUCAAUGGAUUCUUCUCCUGGCUACCCGUUCUAAACCCCUCCACGAAAUUCUCGGACUGGGCCGGCGGAUUGUCAGCCUUCAUCGGCGCUACGAUCUUUGAGUUUGGCUCAGUACUACUAAUGCUUGAGGCAGUCAAUGAGAAUCGUUCAGAUUGCUUUGGGUGGGCUGUUGAAGAAAGUGUAGAUGGAAUUCUUCAUCUCAAUCACGCGCAUAAUUGCAAGCAUGCACAUGCCCAGAAGAGAACAUUUGUGAAGCAAAGCGCUAAAACGUUAGAGAAGAACACAACGGAAGUAGCGGGAAAUGAUCGAAUGUGGUCUUGGUGGCCGACGUGGUAUGAACUGAGAACGCACUAUUUCUUCGAUAUAGGCUUCUUGGCCUGCUCUUCGCAGACAUUCGGCGCCACGGUAUUUUGGAUAUCAGGUUUUACAGCACUUCCGCCUAUCCUCAAUAGUCUUUCUACACCAGCUGAGAACGGCGUCUACUGGCUCCCUCAAGUUAUCGGUGGCACGGGUUUCAUCGUCUCGAGUAUCCUCUUCAUGCUCGAAGUUCAGCCUCGAUGGUACAUUCCCGCUCCGGGAGUUCUUGGAUGGCACAUUGGACUAUGGAAUUUUGUCGGAGCUAUCGGAUUCACUCUCUGUGGUGCGCUGGGCUUUGGCAUCACGCAUCCGGGUGUUGAGUAUGCGCUCACGUUGGCAACGUUUAUAGGUUCAUGGGCGUUUCUGAUUGGCAGUGUGAUACAAUGGUAUGAGAGCCUUAACAAGUAUCCAAUCUGGGUGGAUAAGAAAAUUGAGCGGCUUGGACGACAAGCGAGCUGA